Molecule: messenger RNA, 1950 nt
Organism: Colletotrichum destructivum
Lineage: Eukaryota; Fungi; Ascomycota; Sordariomycetes; Glomerellales; Glomerellaceae
Product: Putative FAD-binding domain, phenol hydroxylase dimerization domain, Thioredoxin-like superfamily
Exons: 9
Coding region: 1-1950 (649 amino acids)
Molecular function (GO): FAD binding; oxidoreductase activity
Source: RefSeq, a predicted model, not a curated record
AUGACGGCCCUUCCUGAGAGUGACGUCGAUGUUCUCAUCAUCGGCGCCGGCCCGGCCGGGUUGAUGCUUGCGCUGUGGCUCGCCAGACUGGGCGUCAAGACGCGCAUCGUCGACAAGAGGACCUCCAAGGUAUACUCUGGGCAGGCAGACGGCUUCCAAGUGAGAUCUCUCGAGAUCCUAGAUAGCUUCGGCAUCACUGAGCGCGUAUGGAAAGAAGCAAACCAUAUGCUUGAGGUCUCCUUCUGGAACCCCGACGAGGGCGGCACAAUCAGGCGCAGCGCCCGCGCGGCAAACACCAUCCCCGGCCUCUCCCGCUUCACCGAGUCCGUGCUGCACCAGGGCCGCAUCGAGCAGUUCUUCCUCGACGCCAUCCGCGACUCGUACGCCUCCGACUCGGACGCCCUGCACGUGGAGCGCAUGGUGAUCCCGACGUCUCUCGAGAUCGACGAGGCCAAGGCCGAGGACCCGGACGCGCACCCCGUGACCGUGACGCUGCGCCACCUGACGGAGGAGGAGGCGACGCCGACGCAGAUGCUAAGCAACCUCAGCGACGGCAUUUUCAGAAGCAACCUCGCCGACGACGACGUCGGGGAUAUCCUGGACAGGUCCGAGGGGCGCGAGGCGAGAGACGAGGUCGUCAGGGCCAAAUAUGUCGUCGGGUGCGACGGGGCGCAUUCGUGGACGAGGAAGACGCUCGGCAAGGACUUUGAGAUGAAGGGUGAGACGACAGACGCCAUCUGGGGAGUCAUGGACAUCGUACCCAUCACGGACUUUCCCGACAUCAGAUCCCGGACCGUGAUCCAUAGCACCUCGGGCGCGCUCAUGAUCAUCCCUCGCGAGAACAGAAGAUCUUUGGCCCGUAAAAAGCUCGAGUACCACUACUGCGACUGGUGGACAGCAUACCAAAUCGGCCAGCGCACAGGCGACCACUUCAGCAAACUUGACCGUGUCUUCCUUGCGGGAGACGCCGUGCACACGCACUCCCCAAAGGCCGGCCAGGGCAUGAACGUCUCCAUGCAGGACAGCUACAACCUCGGCUGGAAGAUCGGCCUCGCGUGUAAGGGCAUCCUGCCCCGCCACGUGCUCUCGACGUACGAGCUCGAGCGCAAGAAGAUAGCCAAGGACCUCAUCGCGUUCGACGGCAAGUUCUCAAAGUUGUUCACGGGCCGCCCGGCCAAGGACAUCCAGAGCGAGACGGGCGUGUCGGAUGACGAGUUCCAAAAGGCGUUCCACACGAGCAGAAUGUUCACGACCGGUGUUGGCGUCAACUACCAGCCCACCGUGCUCGUCGCCAGAGAACCCGAGGAAACCGACGACGACGACGACCACGGCCUGGAGAAGAGCGCCGCCAAAAGCACGCCCUCCCUCGCCACGAACUGCGAGGUCGGCCGGCGCUUCCCGUCGUUCAAGGUCGUCCGGCAAGCCGACGGCCGCCUCUGGGAGCUGCACCACAAGCUCCCCUCGGACGGGCGCUUCCGCCUCGUGGUGUUUGGCGGCGACAUUUCGCAAGCGUCCCAGCGCGACAGCGUCAACGCCAUGGGCGCAUGGCUGUCGUCGUACCUGCCCGGGCUGCCGACAAUCACGCUCUCGCCCGGCUCGGACCCGCACGGCGGUUCGGUCAAGUUCAAGACGGAAAGGGACCCAUCCGUCGUGGACGUCCUGCUCGUGCACUCGGCGCCGCGGGACGAGGUGGAGGUGUUGCGGGAUGUGCACGAGGCGUAUCACCCGUUUGACAGCAAGCUCGGCUGGGAUUACGACAAGGUCUUUGUGGACGGGGAGACGUAUUACGAAGAGCCCCAGAUGGCGUAUGAGAAGUACGGCGUGCAUCGCGCCAGGGGCGCUGUCGUCGGAUUGCGGCCGGAUGGGUAUGUUGGUCUUGUCACUUCGCUGGACCAUGGCGGGCAGGACGAGGUUCGGAAGUGGUUCGACGGCAUCUUUCAAAGAACAUGA